Molecule: messenger RNA, 1069 nt
Organism: Dimorphilus gyrociliatus
Lineage: Eukaryota; Metazoa; Annelida; Polychaeta; Dinophilidae
Source: the annotation of a GenBank genome assembly
CAUGGAAAACGACGACAUUCUAAAGAAUUUGUCGAAGGAGGCAAUGUUACCAUGGCCUAAAGAUCCUGCUUAUUUUCGAACAGCAAUUAUGUAUGGUAGUGUACUAGGUAUAGGAUUUUUCGGUAAUCUCCUGGUUGUAGUCGCUCUUUUGCAUCGUUCUUGUCUACCAGAUAAAAAGGAGAAAGUAAUGACUAUGUCUUUUCUCCUAAAGGUAAGCUGGUCGGGCGGAGAUACUUUGUGUAAAGUAGCUUAUUUUAUUCAAUUGGCUUCGGCUACAUCGUCUAUUCUCAAUUUAACAGCAGUCACUAUUGAAAGAUACGCAGUUAUUGUGCAUCCGAUUCGAUCAAAACAUUGGUACAUCAUUGGAAAUGUCAAAAAGAUAAUUUUGCUUGUAUGGUUUGCAGCUUUUAGUCUUGCCAUCCCAAAUAUUUUUGUCAAGACAGAAGUGACGUACAACUAUACAUCGGCUGACGAUAAUAGCUCUACUGUGCGGACCUAUUCUACUUGCUCUGAUGGUUUAGAGGGAGGCAAAAGACAAGCACUAGCUUGGUAUCAGUUUGGUAUCCUGUUUCUCCUUCCUAUCAUAGUCAUCAUCUACUGCUAUACAUUCGUUAUUAAGGUUUUGUGGGUUAGUACAAAGAUGCUAAAGCAUAUGACUCAAGGAGAAAAUGAGAAUUGCAGGCAGCGUCUUACUCAGCAAACCAGUCGUCGAAGACAUUUAGAUCAAGCAUCUGAAGCGAAAGAAGGAAGAAAACAGGUUAUCAAACUGCUCCUGGCUAUCGUCUUAAUUUAUGCCAUCUGUUGGGGUCCAUAUUUGGCGCUGGAGCUGAUGAAAGCAUAUGAGCUAACAAUUUUGCACGCAAAUCAUGCUUUUGAGGCAACAAUUGUCAUAAUUCUAUUACCAAUGAUUCAGAGCACUAUUAAUCCAAUAGUGUAUAGUUUCAUGUCAAAGAAUUUUAGGCAAAGUGUUAAGAGCUUAUUAAGAUUCGGAUUCUCUAAGAAGAAACAGGCAGAUCGUUUGGAAAUGGACGCUACCAAGGGGGGACCUACUGCUGCGACGGAAGUUUAA